Salvia splendens (bonfire salvia) is the source of this 1099-nucleotide messenger RNA. Its product is annotated as proteasome subunit alpha type-6. Gene Ontology annotation, biological process: ubiquitin-dependent protein catabolic process. The record is from RefSeq and is a predicted model, not a curated record. Lineage: Eukaryota; Viridiplantae; Streptophyta; Magnoliopsida; Lamiales; Lamiaceae. The coding region runs from base 161 to 901 and encodes 246 amino acids. The transcript is spliced from 10 exons. Gene Ontology annotation, cellular component: proteasome core complex, alpha-subunit complex; proteasome core complex.
UUUACGCUUAACUAUUCAAUAGUAGCAUCACAGAAAUUUUAAGUCGUGACACGGCGGAUUCGUACCCGAGACCUUUACGAUCUGCCGAUCGGGCCAGAAGCUAGUACUGGAAACGAACAAAUUUAAACAAAAUCUUCCGAUUUCGUGAAAAAUUUGAAGAAUGAGCCGCGGAAGUGGAGGCGGAUACGAUCGGCAUAUUACGAUCUUCUCUCCGGAAGGCCGGCUUUAUCAAGUCGAAUAUGCCUUCAAGGCCGUUAAGGCCGCCGGAGUCACCUCGAUUGGCGUCCGCGGGAAGGACUCAGUGUGUGUUGUUACUCAGAAGAAAGUGCCGGACAAGCUCUUAGAUCAGACUAGCGUCACGCUUUUGUUUCCUAUUACUAAGUACCUUGGUUUAUUGGCUACUGGAAUUACAGCUGAUGCAAGGACUUUGGUGCAACAAGCGAGGAAUGAGGCUGCCGAGUUUCGCUUUAGAUAUGGUUAUGAAAUGCCAGUUGAUGUAUUGGCACGCUGGAUUGCGGACAAGUCUCAGGUAUACACCCAGCAUGCCUACAUGAGACCACUUGGUGUAGUUGCCAUGAUAUUGGGUAUCGAUGAAGAGAAAGGUCCUCAGCUAUUCAAGUGUGAUCCUGCUGGUCACUUUUUUGGCCAUAAGGCAACAAGUGCUGGAGGUAAAGAGCAAGAGGCUAUUAACUUCUUAGAGAAGAAGAUGAAAAAUGACCCGGAGUUCACUUAUGAGGAAACUGUGCAGACUGCUAUUUCCGCUCUACAAUCUGUACUACAGGAGGAUUUCAAGGCCAGUGAGAUCGAGGUUGGUGUUGUGAGGAAAGAGGAUCAAAUUUUCAAAGUUCUCUCAACUGACGAAAUCGAUGAGCACCUGACCGCAAUCAGUGAGCGCGACUAAUCUGAUCGAGUUUGGCAAACUGUGAGGUGGUCAGAUUUCAUAAACUAUGUCUGAUGAUUGCCAGUAGUUGACCUUUAUUCAUAUCAUUUUAUUGGCAGUGUUUCAGCUUUAUAAUUAACAGUCUAUUUCAGUCUCAAUGACAUUAUUGUUCCACCUCGUGCUUAUAAUUAUGAAAUGUCAAAAAUCAUAGUUUUAAUA